This is a messenger RNA of Soboliphyme baturini, 447 nucleotides long. The record is from the annotation of a GenBank genome assembly. Lineage: Eukaryota; Metazoa; Nematoda; Enoplea; Dioctophymatida; Soboliphymatidae.
AUGCAUAGAAGUCCGUGGUUGCUAGGUUUCCAGGAGUUCGUGCUUUGGUUCGAUCCUGCGGCUUCGGUGGUCUGCUGCCUGAUUUUGUGCAUGUGUAUUCUGCUAGUAGCUUUCGAAAACGUGUUCAUUCUGCUGUUGGCCGUCCCGAAGGCGGUGGAUCUGAGCGACAUAGAAAGCAGGCUUCAAAAAGCGUUUCCCAACGCUGCGAUCCAUCGACUGCACAUCUGGUCAGAGGGCAGGUCGUUUCUCAACCUCAGCGUUCAUUUCCGCCUGAAAAGUGCCGACCUCUACGAGGAGCAUGCCGAAGCACUUCGACAGUUUUUUCAGAGUUACGGCAUUCACCACAUCGUGCUACAGCCGGAAUUUGAGGAUCAGGUCGACGGCAAGCGAACCGGUUGUCUGUUUGAAAUGAACGACACAUUUUGUAACGAAUCCGACAAGCUGUGA